Molecule: messenger RNA, 1176 nt
Organism: Aphanomyces astaci
Lineage: Eukaryota; Oomycota; Saprolegniomycetes; Saprolegniales; Verrucalvaceae
Exons: 5
Coding region: 465-1157 (230 amino acids)
Source: RefSeq, a predicted model, not a curated record
GCCAGCGAUUACAGCAGUCUUGUUGCGUACGAUGAGGGAAGUACUGGCUUGCCACCACUCUCCACCGUCUGGCACCCACCUUCAACACCGCCGCGCGAAGCUUCUCGUCCUAUAGAGGGUGGGGCGUUAGUCUCGUCAUGUCAGAGGGGGGUACAUGUCCAAUAUGGUUACUUCGUCCUGGGUCCACUUGCGCGCCGUCAUCGUGGAUGUCAAAUGACAGAAUCCAUGCCCAUUCCCAACGGAAACUCGACUUUCGUGAUGGAAUCCGACAAGAUGAUUGAGAAAUUGAUCUGAUUGGUAGUUCCAUAAUUAUCCCAUCUCACGAUGGCGCGGCGGUGAGUCGGAACCUGCGACGGAUUGACGCGGACUCAUGCCAUUAUAGGGAGCUCUGUUCCCUUUGCCAGAACACUUACGCGUCAGGCGUCGAGCCAGCGACUGGCAAUGAAAUAUGGCUCGCUCGAAAGAUGUUCCGAGAGCGAUGUCAUGGGAAUGCUGCGAUUCACCAAGGCCUCCAGCUAUUCUCCGACCUCUUGGACGACCCGGAAGCCAUUCAACAGAUGCAAGUAGUGCAGGUCUGCGUGUUUUGCGCUCAGUUUAUUGCAUCCAAUGCCCUAAAAGACCUCAAGAAGAUCGAUGAUACCAGGCACGUCCUCUUGGCGCACUCUACGACCCGCCACGCACAUUCCGCCAGUCUCGUCAUUCAACAUCGUGCCGGUGAGUCAGCUCGUGCUUUCGGCGUCGCCUGCAUGCCGUGUGUAGGUACAAGUGUCGACGCAGACGCAGCUAUCUUGCGCUACCUCCCCAAUGAAAUGAACCGUGUGCUGACCAUUCGGCCGUCUACGACCUCUACCGCCACCAACGUCGUCAACUUAAAGCGCCAGCAACAAAGCGAGCUUCGGCAGUACUCACGCGUUUCCCGUGCGCUUCGCGACACCCAGCGCGACCAGAGGAGGCUGCAAGCGACUCACAAGCUCCAACCAUCAACUCCAUCUUUUCCCAUGAGUGAAUACACGACUGCACCGUCCUCCAUGACAUCACUUCCAUUUACAUCACCGACGAAGCCGCCUUCCGCAGCAAAGCACAGUAUGAUCGUCACCAAGAAGUUGGCGGGCGGCCGGUUCUCAAAGCAAGAACUAGUGUUCCCCACUAUACUGUAAUAUCAUGUCACUUCAACGA